AUGGACCACUGUGCGCUCUUCACCUUCAGUACAUUCCGGAAACAUUUCAUGGUUGCACAAUCUUCACCGACAAGGAAAAGCCGAAUAAGAUUGCCCUUUUACGGAUUAAUCUUUGAGCCUGAAGUAAUGGCUGGACCAGUCAGUCUGGAAUUGGACCCAAUUUUCUUGAAAGGUCUGAGUUACCUUCACUCAAAAAGUAAAGACUCAACUGAGAAACUCAGAGCACUGCUAGAUGAUGCCUUUGCAAGAGGAAGUGACGCAUCAUACCGCACAACACAUAAAGACAUGGAGAUCUCCAAAGGGUCCAUUUCAAAGCUCAUCCUGAAUAAACAGGAUUCUAAGUCCUCAUCCAGCUCUUCAUCAUCCAGCAGUAGCAGUGGAAACAGCAAAUCAACUUCAGAAAAGAUUAAAAAGGAGGUUGAGAAGAGGUCCUCUGAGAAGCUGAGAAUUGACUUGUCAGAUGUGGAGCCACCAAAAAAACCAAGACUUGAGAAACAGGAGAACCGUUCUUCACCUAUCACUGUGCAAACCAGCAAGGACCUUGUGUCAAAUAUCAGUGACUAUGAUGAAACGAAUGCAGAUGAUUUUGCCAUGGAAAUGGGGCUAGCCUGUGUUGUAUGCAGACAAAUGACUGUGACUAUGGGUAACCAGCUGGUGGAGUGCCAGGAAUGCCACAAUUUGUAUCACCAGGACUGUCACAAGCCCCAAGUGACAGACAAAGAAGUGAACGACCCACGGCUUGUGUGGUACUGUGCCAGAUGCACAAGACAGAUGAAGCGAAUGGCACAGAAACCUCCACAGAAGCCAUCUCCAGUCUCUGCAUCAUCAGUACCUGUUGUGAAGGAGACUUUGGUUAAAAAGACAGAGCUCAAGUCCAAACCAGACACAUCCAGCACUUUCCAUGCAAGCACAUUUCAAGCAUUCAAAAGGACUGAGGUCAAGGCCUCAACUACUUCAGCAAACCCCACCAGCAGCAGUGGCUCCUCCUCAGGCAGUGGGCUUACAGGCUGGGCUGCGUUCGGUGCCAAGACCAACUCUUCUCUCCCAACUAGCUCUAAACUGGGUUCUUCAAGCUCAAGCAGCAGCAAGACUCAAACCACUGCCCCCGGGCAGAAAACUGCUGGAUUGUCUGGACUAGCAAGUGCGAAGUCAGGCCUUGGAGGAGCCAAGAUCACCAGCAGCGGUAACGGAAACGGUUCGAGCCAGGUCCAGCUUAAACCCCCUCCUCCUCUGACUCUGGGUAAGCAACCAAUAAACCGAUCAUCCAGUGGAGAGAGCCAGGGGAAAGCAAGCUCAGGAGCAGGAUCUCCAGGAGCAUCUCAGGCAGCUGCAGGUGGGAACGGGGGCAACGGAGGUGGAAAUGGGAACAAUGGAAAUGGUUCAAAGGCAGCAUCUGGAGCCACCUCCCAGGAAUCCCAGCUCAGUGCCAUGAAACGCCUCCAAUUGGUAAAGAAGAAAGCGGCGCAGAAAAAAAUUAAGAAAUAA
Molecule: messenger RNA, 1485 nt
Organism: Knipowitschia caucasica
Lineage: Eukaryota; Metazoa; Chordata; Actinopteri; Gobiiformes; Gobiidae
Source: the annotation of a GenBank genome assembly